This is a messenger RNA of Micropterus dolomieu (smallmouth bass), 1800 nucleotides long. RefSeq names its product solute carrier family 24 member 2 (gene slc24a2b). Lineage: Eukaryota; Metazoa; Chordata; Actinopteri; Centrarchiformes; Centrarchidae. Gene Ontology annotation, cellular component: membrane. Bases 19 to 1800 code for a protein of 593 amino acids. Gene Ontology annotation, biological process: intracellular calcium ion homeostasis; long-term synaptic depression; calcium ion transmembrane transport. The transcript is spliced from 9 exons. The record is from RefSeq and is a predicted model, not a curated record. Gene Ontology annotation, molecular function: calcium, potassium:sodium antiporter activity; calcium channel activity.
CAUGGUGUCAAAAGAAAGAUGCGGCCCGGACGGAUUCUGGGCUUCAUUAUCAGCCUGCUGGUGGUCUGCACAGUCUUCUCAUGGAGUGCCUUGUCGCUGGCUACAACAGUGGCCAAGGAGCUGGAGUCGGUCGUUGAGGGUUCACCUGAGGCAGCAGUGCCCCAAAGAACUCUGCUGCAGCACCAAAACCUCUCAGUCGCACUAGAGGACACACCACUGGCCAUGCAAUCGGCUGAUUUAGAGAUGAAUCAUGGGGACUACCCAACGGACUACUUCAGUGUGGAGGACAGACGCAAGGGCUAUGUGGUUUUUCAUAUGUUUGGCAUGUUGUACAUGUUCAUAGCCUUAGCCAUUGUCUGCGAUGAGUUCUUUGUUCCUGCUCUCACUGUAAUCACAGAGAAGCUGCAGAUUUCUGAUGAUGUAGCAGGAGCCACCUUCAUGGCGGCAGGUGGCUCAGCCCCAGAGCUCUUCACCUCAGUCAUAGGAGUCUUCAUCUCCCACAGCAAUGUGGGUAUCGGUACCAUUGUGGGCUCUGCCGUCUUCAACAUCCUGUUUGUGAUCGGGAUGUGCGCCCUGUUCUCCAAAGAGGUGCUGAACCUCACCUGGUGGCCUCUGUUUAGAGAUGUCUCGUUCUACAUCAUUGGCUUGCUCAUGCUCAUCUAUUUCUUUCUGGAUAAUCAAAUCACGUUGGGGGAAAGUAUCAGCCUGUUGAUGUGCUACAGCUUCUAUGUGACAUUCAUGAAGUUCAAUGCCAAAGUAGAAAUUGUCAUCAAGGGCUUUUUGGGCAGCAACCAGGUGGACGAGCUGGAGGCUGCACCAAAGGCAAAUGCACCUGGAGAUGACGAAAACAAGCUGACGGCCAAACCCAGGCUGCAGAGGGAAGGCAGCUGUGCCUCUCUACACAACUCACUGAUGAGAAACAGCAUCUUCCAGCUCAUGAUCCACACACUGGACCCCCUGAGUGACGAAGAACGUUUCAAAGAGAAGGCGUCGAUUCUUCACAAAAUGGCCAAGCAGAAGUGCAAAGAAGAAGCUGCCAAUGCCAACGGUGUAGCUGAUAAAAACAUUCCCAACAGUUCUAACGUAGCAGUGGAAGUCACACCACCCAACGGUGUUGUAGCAGGAAAUGAGGUAUGGCUUUUAGCUUUCCUCCAAGGUGGUGAGGAAGAUGAUGAUGAAGACCAGCCUCUCAGCCUGGCCUGGCCCGACACCAUCAGGAAACAGAUCACCUAUCUCAUCAUCCUGCCCAUCGUCCUUCCACUGUGGAUGACACUGCCAGACGUCAGGAGAGAGACCUCAACAAAGUUCUUCGCCAUCACUUUCCUCGGCUCCAUUACUUGGAUUGCUUUCUUCUCCUACCUGAUGGUGUGGUGGGCUCACCAGGUUGGAGAAACUUUCUGGAUCACAGAGGAGAUAAUGGGUCUGACUAUAUUAGCAGCUGGCACUUCGAUCCCCGACCUGAUCACCAGUGUCAUUGUAGCACGAAAAGGCCUGGGUGACAUGGCUGUGUCCAGCUCGGUGGGCUCCAACAUCUUUGAUAUCACUGUGGGUCUGCCAUUCCCCUGGCUCAUCUACAACAUUGUCAACGACUUCAAGCCGGUACAGGUUAGCAGCAACGGCCUGUUCUGCGCCAUCGUCCUCCUCUUCCUCAUGCUGCUCUUCGUCAUUAUAUCCAUCGCGGCUUGCAAGUGGAGAAUGAGCAAGAUUCUGGGCUUACUCAUGUUCUUGCUCUACUUCGUCUUCCUCAUCGUCAGCGUCAUGCUGGAGGACAAAGUCAUCGUCUGCCCCAUUACCAUCUGA